Messenger RNA from Plasmodium yoelii, 402 nucleotides. Its product is annotated as conserved Plasmodium protein, unknown function. The coding region runs from base 1 to 402 and encodes 133 amino acids. The transcript has a single exon. The record is from RefSeq and is a predicted model, not a curated record. NCBI's taxonomy places the organism in Eukaryota, Apicomplexa, Aconoidasida, Haemosporida, Plasmodiidae.
AUGGCUAAUAUAAAUAUUGAUAAACGAACACUUGUAUUGAUAUUUGGAUUGGUGGGAUCAAUUUUGGGAUUCAUAAUUGGAAUUUUAUUUGACCCAGCUAGUUAUAUGGUGGGGUAUUAUAUAUUUAUAACUAUUGCUGUAGUGGCUUAUACUAUAAUUGUUUAUAUAUACCAUAAUAAUUCAAGAGAUUAUAUUUUUUCAUAUGGAAUAUCUACAAUAUGGAUGUUUGUAAUAUAUAUAUUGGUCAAUAUUAUAGCAACCACCACACAUACAACUUCGGCUUGCAGACACAAUACGAAUAGUUGCGGUUUAUUUAUUACGUAUUCUAUAUUUGGUUUUAUAUCAGCAUUUUUGUUUUUAGCUGCAUCAUAUUUUUCAUUUAAAAUAACUUAUCGUUGGUAA